Messenger RNA from Melanaphis sacchari, 1068 nucleotides. Its product is annotated as V-type proton ATPase subunit E-like. Bases 328 to 987 code for a protein of 219 amino acids. Gene Ontology annotation, cellular component: proton-transporting two-sector ATPase complex, catalytic domain. Gene Ontology annotation, biological process: proton transmembrane transport. NCBI's taxonomy places the organism in Eukaryota, Metazoa, Arthropoda, Insecta, Hemiptera, Aphididae. Gene Ontology annotation, molecular function: proton-transporting ATPase activity, rotational mechanism. The record is from RefSeq and is a predicted model, not a curated record. The transcript is spliced from 3 exons.
AGUUUUAAAUAUUUUAAUAUCGAUAAAAAGAAUUUUUGUUACCUAAUUAAUAAUAUUAUAAUAUGAACGAAUCACAGAAAACCCAACAAGUGAGCCCAAUACUUUCAAAAAUUGUUUUUAUCUGGCGACUGGCGACAACUAUAGUGUCUAAUAGUUAUUUUUGAAAUAUUUAAAAAAAAAAACAUAUAGGUAGCUGCCAGCUGAUUAUAUACUUUGAUUAAUCUCAUGAGACAUAAUAAUUACCUAAGUUGAACUCCUUAGAAAUACUUACAGUAGCAAUUAUAGUCUAUGCGCCUACAGUAUAUUGAAUUAUUUUAGUUGGAUAAGAUGGUCAAGUUCAUAGAGUUUGAAGCAAAUGAAAUUGAAAAAAAUAUUGACACUCAAUCAGAAGAUGAAUAUAAUAUUAAAAAAAAUGAGAUUAUACUCAAAGGAAAAAUGAAAAUUAAUCAAUUGUACAACAAAAAGACAAAACUUAUGAAAAGAACAACAGCAACAAUGAUUACCACGCUAAUGACCAAUGCCAAGUUGGAAAUAUUGAAUGUCAGAGAUAAAUUCAUUAAAUCUGUGUUAGCCAACGUAAAUAAAGAACUGUUAAAAUUACGUAACCAUGAAUCGUAUUAUAGGGAAAUUCUCAAAAAAUUAAUACUACAAGCAAUGUACAAAGUUUUAGAGAAAAAAAUAAGCUUAAUACUAAUAUCAGAUGAUGUGGAAUGUGUGAACUCAAUGAUCCCUGAAUUAAAACAAAUAUAUUUGGCCGACACAGGAAUAAAUGCUGAAAUAAAUAUUGAUAAUAAUAUCAAGUUACCAACUCAAGAAAUAGGAGGUGUUAUAGUCGCAGCCAAAGGUCAAAGAUUACUUAUUGAAAACACGCUGGUGGUGAGAUUGCUCUAUCUCACUCAACAAGCUAUACCAAUAAUAUGUACUGGGCUGUUUGGGCCAAAUCCCACUAGAACUUACUUAAGAGAUAAUUACAAAAUAAGGAAUUAAUUUAUUAUUUAAUAUGUUUGAGUAAAAGUAGGAUAUAUCACAGAAAUAAGUUUUAUUUAAGUAUUAACUUGUUAGUGUAAG